This is a messenger RNA of Nerophis lumbriciformis (worm pipefish), 816 nucleotides long. The record is from RefSeq and is a predicted model, not a curated record. NCBI's taxonomy places the organism in Eukaryota, Metazoa, Chordata, Actinopteri, Syngnathiformes, Syngnathidae.
AUGGCGGACGCAGAGAACAAAAAGGUUCCGGAAAAAGCUCCGGAGAAAAAGACGCCGGAGAAGAAAAAAGGUCCGGCAAAAAAAGAUGCGGAAAAAAAGCUUCCGUCGAUCCCAGAGAGCCUUCUGAAAAAGCGAAAGGCCUUCGCCGCCAGGAAGGCCCGUCGCGUUAAGCGAUUGGUUGCAAUUAAAAAGGCCCGCAAAGCGGAGAGGAAGCUCAUCUACAAGAGGGCUGAACAGUACCACAAGGAGUACAGACAGAUGUACCGGCGUGAGAUCCGCCUUUCACGAAUGGCUCGCAAAGUGGGAAACUACUACGUGCCAGCUGAGCCCAAAUUGGCGUUUGUUAUCCGGAUCAGAGGUAUCAAUGGAGUCAGCCCAAAAGUCCGCAAAGUUCUGCAGCUGAUGCGUCUUCGUCAGAUCUUCAACGGAGUGUUCGUGAAGCUUAACAAGGCUUCCAUUAACAUGCUCAGGAUUGCAGAACCCUACAUUGCAUGGGGAUAUCCCAACCUGAAAUCUGUGCGUGAGCUCAUCUACAAGCGUGGUCAUGGCAAGAUCAGGAAGCAGCGUAUUGCCCUCACAGACAACGCUUUGGUGAAGCGAACCCUCGGCAAAUACGGUAUUAUCUGCAUGGAGGACCUCAUCCAUGAGGUUUACACCGUCGGCAAGAACUUCAAGGCCGCCAACAACUUCCUCUGGCCCUUCAAGCUCUCGUCACCUCGGGGUGGCAUGAACAAGAAGACUACUCACUUUGUGGAGGGAGGUGACGCUGGCAACAGGGAGGAUCAGAUCAACAGAAUGAUCCGAAGGAUGAACUAG